This is a messenger RNA of Zootermopsis nevadensis, 1908 nucleotides long. RefSeq lists its product as uncharacterized. Lineage: Eukaryota; Metazoa; Arthropoda; Insecta; Blattodea; Termopsidae. The record is from RefSeq and is a predicted model, not a curated record.
GAGGAAGUUUAAGAUGCCAUUUUAGUCGAGCUCAGUUUGUCCACCUAUAACAGAUCGCUUGUGAAGUGCCUUUUCCGGAAGAAUUUUAAAAUGAAACUGCAUACAACGGGUCGCAUAAUCUGCUUGGCUGCCGUCUGCUCAGUCGUCCUGCGAGUGCAGAGCGCACCGAUAGAUGACAGCACAUCCGAACACACAACAGCGACAGACAGCGUAUUACCAUUAACAGUCAAGCCACUAGACAGCAGCAAUGCGCCGGAUUACAAAGACCAGCCCAGCGAUGGGACAAAGGUGAAAAGAGCUACAUCGGUCGAAAUUUCUACCACUGAAAGCGACGACGCGGAAGAUGACGUCUCAAGUACUUCAGCGACGACGGAAGUCCCAAGCGUUCGCAGAAGACGUUCCUACAACGCCAUUUUGAGAAACCAAAGAGACGCAGACAGUGACAGCGACAGUAGCGACAGUUCAAGUAGUGAAGACUCAGUCAAACUCGAGAGGAAAAGGAGUGCAGAUGAUGAUUCCAAUAAUGGCAACGAAGAAACAGGAGAUGACGAUGAUUCCAAAGACAACAACUCCAAAGCCAACACAUCAAGCGAAGAGGAGGACGACGGCAGCACGGAAGAAGCUUCAGAUGACCCAGCAGACCGAAGACGUCGAAGAAACACAGAGAAUGAAAAGAGAGUCAAGAGGCAGGCACGUCGAGACUCCAAUGAAGAUGAGGAUGGCGGAUUCACAAGGGAAGCUGCAAUAGUAUCACCCAUAAGAAGGCGCCGAGCUCCCGACAAUCAAGACACAGAUGUUACAACAAAGGAGCCGACAAACUACGACAGUACCUUUGACCCAAUUGAAGAUAUAAAUGCUGGAGAAGUAUCAACAGGAACAAGGAGGCGGAGGCGGGAGGCUGACGCAUCUACAGUGGGGACCCUCGACGGGAGUCAAGUGAUCGUAGUGGCACCAUCAGACGUUCCCGUGAAAGAGAUCCCUAAAGCACUAAAUCAAACGCUUGCAACUCUACAGGAUCGAAUCAACCACUUCGAGGAUGAAGCGACAGCAGGUCUAGCAACUGUACCCACAGUGGGGGUUUUAGCUGGGGCAAGUACGAAGCAAGACAAAGACACAAUUAUCCACACCAUAUCAUCUGCACAGUACAUAGUACACUGAGACUCAUCAAAGUCUACACAGGUUUCAUGGUUAUUUUAAAUUACUGACACGGUGGAAACAAUCCAUCAAAAUAUAAAUCCAACGCACGCUUAAUGAUGAUAAUUCAAAUACAAAAUGCAUAAUACCAAAACAACAGCUGUCACACAAAUCAGACUCAAACCCGGUCCAGCAGUAAUUGUCAACAGCUCAACAAUUUGCUAGAAAUAGUUUCAAAACUCAUCAAGGACUGAAAAGCCGAAUGGCUUAUGUUGAAUACCGACUCAUAAAAUAGUAAUUAUUUAUAAAUCAAUUUAUAAGAAAUAUUAAACGUGUACAUUUUAUUUUAAUGAUUUCAUAUUUGUGUUAAUAGGUGUAAAGAAUAUUUUGUGUAAGACGUUAAACAUGAAGAAUACGUCUAGACUGAAAAUUCAGAUGACCUAUAUAUUAAGAAGAAAAUUAAAUUUAAUGUGAACAAUAAUUUAGAACACAUUUAUAAUAAAUCAUAUUAAUGCCAGUUUCAAUCACAUGGAAUUAUGUACAUAUUUGAUAUAACUCUCAGUAAAUGGCAUAAUAAUUUGUCACACAGAAAACUUUUGUAUCGGUGGUAAAUAAACACGAUUUGAUUUCAGUUCAUUUAAGAUAUAGUCAUUCUAUGACCACCACAAACUGUAAAUUAAAUUAUGAACAUCAAAUAUAAAAAUCAACCAAUUGUUUACCUCAAAAUACUGCACUUAUAUUUGCGUGUAAUAAAAAAUACAACCCUGUUUCUAA